GAUACCAUGUCAGAAUUUUAGAGGCCUAUACUCAACCACAAAAGCUAGCUUGAGAGUUGAGGUUUGCACUACACUUAUAAAGGUUAUCUUUGCCAUAUCUCUAGUCAAUGUGGGACUUCUAACAGUCCUUAAUGUCAAAAAUGGAAGAUAAUGGUUGCACCCCUGACGGCAUAACUUACACAACUCUUAUUGAUGCUUUGUUCAAAAAUGGAAAGAAUGAGAAGGCGAUGAAACUUUAUCGUGAAAUGAUUGCUAGAGGUCUUUUAUAAGAGUCGAACUAGGUGAGAUGCUUGCAAGCUACAAUUUGUUAUUUUGAAUUAGAAAACGACCAUCUAAUUUUUAUUUCUUUUCAUAUUUAUAAAAGAUGGUUGGUGCAAUUGACUCACUAUUACAUUUUUUUUCAAUUUUAAUUAAAAGUUAUACUUUGGUAAUUUCAUUAUGAUAUUUGUUACGGCAAUUGUGUUUCACUUUUUUCAUUCUUUAAUAACUAUCCUUUACUUCCUAAUUUUUUAUGAAUUUGCAUCAUAUUUUUCUAGGAUUUUUUUCACUCACUGUCAUUGUUAGUGUUCAAUUUAUAUUUUUCAAUGAUUUAUAUUUAUGAAUCUGCAUCAUAAAGGGUAUGCCCAAGCUUGCAUUGCCAUACCUUCCAUAUGUUGAGAUUAUUUAUGCUAGUGGGGAAACUGUUGAUGAUGGUGCAUCUUUCCUGCCGGAAAUUGCCGCCAGUAUGUAUAAUCUCAAGAUACUUUCCAUCAAAUUUUUUCAUGAACUCAAGUAGCUUAAAAUCCUGGCUCCAACGUCCAACAAACCUGACUUGUCUUGAGAGAAUUGAAAUUGCUAUUUGUCCCGAUCUCAUUUUACCAGCUACUAUGAACAUGCUAACUUCCCUUUGUCAAGUGAGAAUCUAUGACGAAGAUAAAAAUGGAACGUUACCAAAUUUCUUAGAAGGUAUUCCCUCGCUGCAAAAUUUAUAUUUGUCAAGUUUUCCUUCUCUUGUAACCUUGCCAGGCUGGUUGGAGACCAUGACUUCUCUUCAAACAUUAGAAAUCAAUUGGCGUCCAAAAUUAACCGCAUUACCAGCUAGCUUUAAAGAACUCAUAACCUUGCAUCAAUUACGUAUUUAUGACUGUCCUAUGUUGGUGAACCAAUGCAAGAAAGAAACAGGGCAAAAAUGGCAUAAGAUAGAUCAUGUUCCAAAAUUUAAAUUGGAACUUGUUGAACUUGAACCGUCAUUUUAUGAGAAAACGAUGUCAUUAUGGAAGAAGUCGAAGCAAUUUCUGCGUCGCCAUCAGGACUAUUACCAUUCAGAGGAUGAAUCGGACAAUAUAAUUGAUGAUGACCUAGAUUUGAACUGAUGAGGAUUAUCCAUCUUAGUGGUUGGGAAAAAUUCUCAAGCUAGGUUAUCAGCCUGAUACAAUAACAAUGACUACACUUAUGAAAGGCAUGUGUCUUCAGUUGGAACCUUGAUCAACAGCUAGGUUAAAGAAGCAUUGGAUUUUCAUGACGAUGUUAUA
Trifolium pratense (red clover) is the source of this 1511-nucleotide messenger RNA. Its product is annotated as disease resistance protein RGA2-like. The record is from RefSeq and is a predicted model, not a curated record. Gene Ontology annotation, biological process: defense response to fungus. Bases 651 to 1352 code for a protein of 233 amino acids. The transcript has 4 exons. NCBI's taxonomy places the organism in Eukaryota, Viridiplantae, Streptophyta, Magnoliopsida, Fabales, Fabaceae.